This is a messenger RNA of Impatiens glandulifera, 825 nucleotides long. Its product is annotated as remorin-like. The record is from RefSeq and is a predicted model, not a curated record. NCBI's taxonomy places the organism in Eukaryota, Viridiplantae, Streptophyta, Magnoliopsida, Ericales, Balsaminaceae. The transcript is spliced from 5 exons. The coding region runs from base 127 to 714 and encodes 195 amino acids.
UCUAUAUAUACAUACACCUGACCUACUUAUAAGUUACCUACCCUUUUUAUCUUAUAUAUAUAUAUAUAUAUAUAUUGUCUCAAACUCAAAUUAAGCAUUACAGGGGGCUUUGAAUAUUAAUUAAUUAUGGGAGAGGAAUUAGAACAGAAAAAAGUGCUAGUAGAACCACCGCCCACGACCCAAGCCGGCCAUGAAACUUCCAAAGAAGACGCAGCCGCCGCCGUAAAUGAGGAGAAAACAAUAUUAACGAUUGUUGAUAGUUCUAAAUCUGAUCAUCUACAAAAAAUUGUAGAUGACGCCGCAGUCACUGGAGAUGAGCGAAAAACUCAAGGUUCUAUCGGCCGAGAUGCUGAGCUUGCAAGAGUUGCAAACGAGAAGAGACAGUCCUUAAUCAAAGCAUGGGAAGAAAGCGAGAAAUCAAAAGCAGAGAACAAAGCACAAAAGAAGUUGUCUGCAAUUUCUGCUUGGGAGAACACGAGGAAAGCGACCGUGGAAGCUGAUUUGAAAAAGAUUGAGGAGGAAAUGGAGAAAAAGAAGGCGGAUAACAUAGAGAAAAUGAAGAACAAGAUAGCAAUGAUUCACAAGGAAGCCGAAGAGAAGAGGGCGCUGAUCGAAGCGAAACGGGCUGGAGACUUUCUCAAGGCGGAGGAACUGUCCGCCAAGUAUAGAGCCACCGGAGGCCCUCCCAAGAAGCUCAUCGGCUGCCUCCCAUAAAUAAUUAAUACUACCCAGCCCUACUCUUUAUUGUUAUAUAAUUAUAUGCAUCCAUCUCAUUAUUGUUAAUUAUUAUUUUGUAAUAUUAUUUUUAUUAAUUAAGAAAAUCGA